AUGUGGUCGAAAUUGGUUCGGGUUGUACUGGCGCUCGCUUGCUGCACACGUCCGGUGCAGGGCCAGUGUUCGUUUUCGCUCGAUAUGAAGUUCGGAUCGGUGUAUCAGCUUAUCUCGCCCCGGUAUCCUGCGCGGUACGAGCCGAACCUGCAGUGUACGUACCAAAUCCGUGCACCGUACGGAUACCGUAUCGCACUCGAUUGUCCCACCUUUCAGAUACCAAGCAGUACCAACUGCAUGCUGGAUUCGUUCCGGGUAUCUCGCACCGGGUUGGUGAAUUUUUCCGACUCCUUCACCUACUGUGGAGCGGGCCGGCUGCAGGAAAAAUCGGACGCCAAUAACCUGGCGAUACAGUUUACAUCCGCCCCCACCAGCACUGGCGGACUAUUUUCCUGCAAUCUCUCCAUCCCGCAGCAGAGCUGCGAGUGUGGCAGAAAGAAAACGCAACGGAUCGUGAACGGUGUGGAGACGCUGGUAAACGAGUUCCCCAUGAUGGCCGCAUUGAUAGACGUCAAAACGAAAACUGUCAUUUGCGGUGCGACUAUCGUGACGAACGGUUACGCCCUGACGGCCGCCCACUGUCUGUUGCAGCGCACCACGAACGAUACGGUGCUGCUGGUGGGUGAUCACAAUAUCAAAACCGGAAGCGAUACCACCUACUCGCAGGUAUACAUCGUGGCGCAGUUUAUGAGCCACCCGAGCUUCACGGUCAAACCGGUGGCGAACGAUAUUGCGCUCGUGCGCACGCAGCAACCGAUCCAGUACAAUCCGGGCGUUGGUCCGGUCUGUCUGCCGUGGAGCUACACGUCCCAAUCGUUCGAGGGCAGUACGGUCGUGGCGACCGGCUGGGGCGACCUGGACUUUGGCGGACCGCGCGCGUCCGCACUGAACAAGGUGCAGCUGAACGUUAUCGGAAAUGCGGACUGCUCCCGGCGGCUCGGGGGGACGGUUCCGAACCAGCAGCUGUGCACCUUUACCGCCAAUCGGGACACGUGUCAGGCUGAUUCUGGUGGGCCAUUGUUUUACACAAACCCCAGCACGGGUUUGCUGUACAAUGUCGGUAUCGUGAGCUUCGGUAUCGCGUGUGCAACCGAUAAGCCGAGCGUGAAUACGAGGGUCACAGAGUAUCUCGAUUGGAUUAUGGCUAGCACGCCUCGAUCAUUUUACUGCUACCAGUGA
This is a messenger RNA of Anopheles marshallii, 1179 nucleotides long. Its product is annotated as venom serine protease-like. The record is from RefSeq and is a predicted model, not a curated record. NCBI's taxonomy places the organism in Eukaryota, Metazoa, Arthropoda, Insecta, Diptera, Culicidae. Gene Ontology annotation, molecular function: serine-type endopeptidase activity. Gene Ontology annotation, biological process: proteolysis. The transcript is spliced from 5 exons. The coding region runs from base 1 to 1179 and encodes 392 amino acids.